This is a messenger RNA of Leptosia nina, 303 nucleotides long. The record is from the annotation of a GenBank genome assembly. NCBI's taxonomy places the organism in Eukaryota, Metazoa, Arthropoda, Insecta, Lepidoptera, Pieridae.
AUGUGCAUUCGAUUCGAGAUUAAUGGAGCACGCGGAACGAAGAUCGCGCGGAGGAGCACGCGACCUCCCGCCUUCACUUUCGGAGCUGAACUGGCGUCCGGACUCCGGACCAGGCGGACCUUCUCGGCGCUCGUGAAUGCGAGAUCUGGAUACUACGAUACGGCCAUUCAGCGAGCCGCGCCGGUGAUAAGACCGCGUCGAUAUCAGGCUAUCAGCUACCGUCUAGGAUCCUGUAGAGCGAGACGACAGACGCGCGACGCCGCGGCGCGAGCGAGACGAAUAGACGUGUACUUCGUACGUUAA